AUGAGGCGCGACAAUGGCGCCAGCCGGGACUCCUGGGCCUCGUCGCGGGGUGCCAGGGCCGGCGGCGGCGCGUACAGGGAGCCAGGGCCUCGCCAACGGAGCCGGACUCCCGAGCGCAACGGCGCGCGGCCCUGGUCCCAGGGCAGCCCGCGCAUGGGGGGCGACAGGCGGCGCAGCAGGAGCCCGCCGCAUCGGCCAAGGGAUGAGGAGCAGGAGGCGGACGCCGAGGAGGAGGCCCGUAUCGCGGCCCAGCUGAGUGUGGCCAUGGGCGCCGCGGACCCCUCUGACGACGAGGAGGCGGUGCUGGGGAGCAUCAUGAAGGAGGGCGACGACCUCGUCCUGUUCCGCAGCGACGAGGACGGGGAUGCACGACUUGACGACAGCAAGCUGGCCCGCCCCGCCUCCGCCUCCGGCAUCGGGGAGGCCCACGACACCGAGCUGGAAAGGAGGCUCAGCGCCCACGAGGUGAUCCGCUCCAACGAGACCAUGUACAAGGCGGGUCAGAUGGAAAAGGUCAUCCUGCGCAAGCUGGCGGAGGCAGACCCGGCGGGCAAGCGCCACUGCGUGCGCCUGCUCGGCUCCUUUGACUACCGCAGCCACCUCUGCCUCGUGUUCGAGUCUCUGGACAUGAACCUGCGGGAGCUGACCAAGCGGUACGGGCGAGGCAUUGGGCUCAGCCUGGGGGCGGUCCGCCUCUAUGCCCAUCAGAUGCUGGUGGGGCUGUACCACCUGCAGGCCUGCGGCGUGCUCCAUGCCGACAUCAAGCCGGACAACAUCCUGGUGAACGCAAAGCGGACACAGGUCAAGCUGUGCGACUUUGGGUCGGCGAUGUUCUCUGGGGACAAUGAGAUUACGCCCUAUUUGGUCUCCCGCUUCUACCGAGCCCCUGAAGUCAUCUUGGGCCUGCCUUACGACCACCCCAUGGACAUGUGGGGGGUGGGCUGCGUCAUCUUCGAGCUCUUCACGGGGCGCAUCCUGUUCCCCGGCAAGACCAACAACGAGAUGCUGAAGCUGAUGAUGGACGUCAAGGGGCCCUUCCCCAAGAAGAUGCUGCGCAAGGCGGAGUUUGCCUACAAGCACUUUGAGUCGGACGCCAACAUGUCCUUCACGCUCAUGGAGGAGGACCCCGUCACCAAGCGACCCACGCGGCGCCUGAUCCCCAACCCGACGGUGAAGGCCGACGUGGCAGCGCUGCUGGCCGGCCAGUCCCCCGACCGCAAGAAGCUGGCGCAGCUGGUGGACCUGCUGGACCGCAUGCUGGCGCUGGACCCCGACAAACGCAUCGGGCCCAAAGAGGCGCUGCGGCACCCCUUCAUCAAGGAGCCGCUGUCUGCCCCGCAAGCCUGA
This is a messenger RNA of Auxenochlorella protothecoides, 1347 nucleotides long. RefSeq names its product Serine/threonine-protein kinase PRP4-like protein. The coding region runs from base 1 to 1347 and encodes 448 amino acids. Gene Ontology annotation, biological process: peptidyl-serine phosphorylation; peptidyl-threonine phosphorylation; mRNA cis splicing, via spliceosome. The transcript has 9 exons. Gene Ontology annotation, molecular function: ATP binding; protein serine/threonine kinase activity. Lineage: Eukaryota; Viridiplantae; Chlorophyta; Trebouxiophyceae; Chlorellales; Chlorellaceae. The record is from RefSeq and is a predicted model, not a curated record.